Messenger RNA from Zootermopsis nevadensis, 3833 nucleotides. RefSeq names its product upstream transcription factor usf. Lineage: Eukaryota; Metazoa; Arthropoda; Insecta; Blattodea; Termopsidae. Gene Ontology annotation, molecular function: protein dimerization activity; RNA polymerase II cis-regulatory region sequence-specific DNA binding; DNA-binding transcription factor activity, RNA polymerase II-specific. The record is from RefSeq and is a predicted model, not a curated record. Gene Ontology annotation, biological process: regulation of transcription by RNA polymerase II.
GAUAUACAAACAAGAUUCUGAUAGUCAAACCUCUUUCUUUUGAAUCCUGCACUUACUUGAUGAGACCCCAUUUUGAAUUACGUGUUCAAUAUGAAUGUUCUUACUUGAAUCUAGAUACAUUUUCACAAUUUCAUUUUCUAUUCUUCUAUUUGGAAUUCAUUGUGAAAAUUGGUUCUAAUGUGUCCUCACAAUGCUAUUUUUUUCCCCAUUAACAGCUCUACAGCAUUUUAAACAAAUGUAGAUACUUUUAUUUAAUUUAUAUUUUUACCCAUGUAAGAAAUGUUAAAUUAUGUUUGUUUAAUUUAUAUGAAUUUUUAAAGCAUAAAAGAUGGCAUAAUAUCCUAUGAUUGAUAUUAAAAUUAUAAAUACUUUUUGUAGUAGGUAGUGGAAACUUGUACUGACACAAGAUAAAUAUAGUCAUAAAAUUGUUUGAAACAUUUGCCCAAAUGUGUAUUAAUCUUUUGUUAUAUUGAUUUUUGUUUAUUACAAAGGACAGUAUGCUGGUUUUGAUAAGUUGGUGGAUUCUUUUUUAUAACAAAUAUACUGGCUCUCUCGCCAGAACUUCUUAGUGCAAACUUUUCACAAAGUAGAAAUAAGUGGUGUCAUUAUUUGGUGCUUAUUUUGUUGAAAGAGUGAGUAAUUUACUUUCCCGUUGAUGUAUGUUUAGUUUUGUGUUCUGAGCCACAAAUUGUCACAUUCAGGUGCACAUUUAUAUAAGAUAUUUAAACCCAUGUUUAGACAUUGUGUAUGUGCUGCCAUCUUAUGACUGCUAUGUCUUACUAUCGUGAUAAAUUGUAAUGGAACAUCAUGUCUUUGCUUGAUGUAAUAUAUGCCAUGUAACAGUCGGACUUUGAUAUAAUAUUCGUUGUUAAUUUUGUCUUGUACUAAGUCCAGUGAACAGUGUAAAUGAGGGAUUUUAUUCGCAUGAAUGCAAAAAUGUGGCACAUUAUUGAGUUUUAGCAGAUUUGUGAAGUUCUUCCUUUUAGAAGGAUAUGUUCUGAUUGACCUCACGACCCAUGUUCAAGGAUUUUCAAUUGCGCGACAAAUAAGUGCCGAAGGUUUAUCGUCAAAUAUAUUGCUUCGUGUUAAAAGCGCAGAUAUAUUAAUGGAAUAUAUAAAAGUUGCGUACCACUUCGAUUCUGACGGAAAGCUGUGUUCCAGCCAGGACAAGGACGGGGAAGCAAGUGAUGGGUCCUGUCUUGGCAAUGACAAGGAGAUCAUCACAGCACAGAGUUUGACCAUUGUGGAGGAAGAUGGGUCCCUGGGUUCGGGCGAGGACCAGGCAGCAGUUGCAGAACUGGCACACACACAGGGACUGCUGGAUGCUGGUGAUGAUGACGUGCAGUACCAGUUUCGUUCUGGAGAGGGUGCCACGGUAACAUACAGAGUGGUGCAGGUGGGUGGCGGGAGUGACACAGUGGAUCCCCUACCGCAAAUCGUGUCUACAUCUCCUAACUUCUCGGCUACAUCAGCAGGGGUACAGCAAGGUGUGCAAGCAGUCCUUACGAGUCCUAUCAAUGGUCAGUUCUACGUGAUUGGCUCACCACAGGAUGUGUUUGGUACACAGAACCCUCGCUCACUUGCACCCAGAGCAGGCAUUCAGAUCGAAUCAACUCGGGGAGGUGUCUCCGUAAGUGGGAGAGAUGAUAGGAGACGCGCAACACACAAUGAGGUGGAGCGCAGACGGCGUGACAAGAUUAACAACUGGAUUGUGAAGUUGAGCAAGAUCAUCCCUGACUGUACAACCGAAAGUGCCAAGACUGGCCAGGUGGGUGAUGCAAGGAGCAAGGGUGGGAUCCUUGCAAAGGCAUGUGAAUACAUCGUGGAACUGCGUUCAUCAAAUCAGCGCCUUGCAGAAUGUCUGAAAGACAACGAGCGGCUAACAAUGGACAUGGAGAUAAUUCAGCGGCAGAAUGAGGAAUUGAAGAGGGACAACUCACUGCUGCGUGCACAGUUGUCGCAACAUGGUAUCAUCCCCCCACCUGAUUUGAGCAACCCGACAGUGUCCUAGUACAAAAUCACCGAGGUUCACGGAUGGAUUUCAUGGUGUGAUUUUUUUUACAGAAAUGUAGGGUGUGAUUGGUUUAACAUGUAACCAGUUGUUUAAAGCAGAAGUUGGUAACAGUGGUGCACUCUCUAAACCCCCAGCAGCCUUGGUGCAGCAAGCAGUAAUGUACGAGGAAUUCUUAAUCUUGGUUCAGAGAUUUGUUUCUGGUUAUCAAGUUUUAAUUGAUUUUACUAUUGUAAUGUGUGGAAGAGAUGUAUGUUACAAAGAAAGCUGCACACGAAAACAUGAUUGUAAUAUAUUGUAAAAACCAAACAAGAAGAAGCAAGUUCAGUAAUAACAACUUAUGCGCAUGAUAGUUCUUUGCAAUAUCAAAACUGAAGCGCGACUUCCUGAUUACAAAAGUUUUGUUGUGUGUGAUAGGAACAAAUGAACAAAUAUGAACUGAUUGUUCAGGUCUUCGGGCAGUCCUGUGUGGAUUAUUUUUGUAUAUGAGUAAGGUACCUGAGUGAAAGAUUCCCCCAUUUUCGCUAGUUCAGUCGCUGUUGUGAAUUCAGUUUGAGAUCGGAUGGAUAGGCAAGAGAAUCUUCCGAACUUAGGUGUUUGUUGUAAAUGUUACACUGGGGCCUUAGUUGACACAUGAAUUGCUAGGUUGACCAUUAUCAAUUCAGAUUUUUUGUAUAAAUUAUUCUGAAUACAUGAAUAUUUAUUAUAUAAGAAGGAUAUAGUUUUACUUGCACCAAAAUUUAUAUUCAUGAGUUAUGUUGAGGGAAAGUCUGGCAUGAUAAAAUACAUUCCUUUUCAUUUUACCAACUGUUGAAGAUUUGAGUAUGGAAAAUGAAUAAAAGGUGAGCCAGCUCAUUGUGUUCUACAUGAACGUAGAAUUUGUUAUAUCGCAUUUUCCGUAACCGUGGAAUAAAAUAGUCGUGUUUAAUAGCUAUUACGUAAUGAAAGUUCUUGUAGGACUCAUGAUCUUAACUUGUGAUGAUUUUUGUUUUCUUUCUGAUGUCGCAGGAAGUUGAUUAUAGAAAUUCACAAAUAUUUUACCAGAGAAUCAAAAGUUUCUUGUGUUCUAACAUUUUUCAGAAAGUUAAUUGUAUGGGUUGAGCGAUGAUAAGUGGUCAUUUGAGUGGGUGAUAUGUAUAUAUAUAUAUGCAUACUCUGCAUCGUGUGGGCGGUAUCUUUGAAGCAGGCUAGAGAUAUAAUUUAUAUAACCGUGUGUGGCCGAGAUGUAGUUACGUGACCUGCGUAACUCUGAGUACAAGAAGAAUAUAUAUUUGUGUUGGGAAUUUUAAAUAAUAGAAUUGAGUACAGUUUCUUUUUAUUAUUGACGUAUUUGACUUCUUGCGCAGAAUGAUGCAUCUUUUUUUCCCAGUACUGGUCUAACAUUGCACUGUAAUUAAGAAAUGGCAGCAUUACAAAUGCAGUAAAUUUCUAGUAUGACAUUUUUUUGACCUUGUGGAUAAUUGUGCAGGCCUAACAUUUUGUUUUUUGCAAAAGGGAGUGUUGUUGAAAGAUUUGAUGCUUCGGUAGAAACAGCAUAUAUUGGCGUUUAUUCGUGGUUUAUUUGUUUUGUUGCUUGACUACUGGAACAUUAUAGAUCCAUCAUCAUGUGAAAAAUUAUAUGGUAAGACAUGUGCAGAUUAUGUUUUGAUGUGUCCACUGUUGCCAAUCUUGGAAGCAAUCUGGUGACCAAUUGGCCAGCAUUGAUGUUGGUAUGGGGUGGUUGAAAACCGGAUUAGAUUGUUGUUGAUAAACUAUGCAAUGAUAUAUAUAUAUAUAAAUAUGAAUGGUUUUUAAUAUUUAUUAUUACAAUAUUGAGAGAGAA